AUGUAUCCCCAGUCCCCACACAUUGCCAUUUGCAAACCCUUUCAAUACACUGUGAUCCUCACCAGCAAAGUCAUUGGCAUCAUCGGGGGCAUUGCUGUGCUGCGGAGCCUGUGCAUGGUGGCUCCAUUAGUGUUUCUUCUCCUGAGAUUGCCCUACUGUGGACACCACAUCAUCCCUCAUACCUACUGUGAGCACAUGGGCAUUGCCCGGCUAGCCUGUGCCAGCAUCAAGGCCAACAUCAUGUUUGGUCUUUUUGAUAUCUCUCUCUUGCUGUUGGAUGUAGUCCUUAUCAUUCUGUCCUAUGUCAGGAUCCUCCAUGCUGUGUUCUGCCUGCCCUCCUGGGAAGCCAGGCUCAAGGCUCUCAACACCUGUGGAUCCCACAUAGGUGUUAUUUUAGCCUUCUUCACACCAGCCUUUUUCUCUUUCUUGACACAUCGCUUUGGCCAUAAUGUGCCCCAAUACAUUCACAUUCUCUUGGCCAACCUCUAUGUGGUUGUCCCACCAGCUCUCAAUCCUGUGAUCUAUGGGGUAAGAACCAAGCAGAUUCAGGAGUGA
This is a messenger RNA of Nannospalax galili (Upper Galilee mountains blind mole rat), 555 nucleotides long. RefSeq names its product olfactory receptor 52E8-like. The record is from RefSeq and is a predicted model, not a curated record. The coding region runs from base 1 to 555 and encodes 184 amino acids. Gene Ontology annotation, biological process: G protein-coupled receptor signaling pathway. The transcript has 2 exons. Gene Ontology annotation, cellular component: membrane. Gene Ontology annotation, molecular function: olfactory receptor activity. Lineage: Eukaryota; Metazoa; Chordata; Mammalia; Rodentia; Spalacidae.